Aspergillus sclerotioniger CBS 115572 is the source of this 1329-nucleotide messenger RNA. RefSeq names its product alcohol dehydrogenase family protein. Bases 116 to 1186 code for a protein of 356 amino acids. Gene Ontology annotation, molecular function: oxidoreductase activity; zinc ion binding. Lineage: Eukaryota; Fungi; Ascomycota; Eurotiomycetes; Eurotiales; Aspergillaceae. The transcript is spliced from 6 exons. The record is from RefSeq and is a predicted model, not a curated record.
UCGGCCGUGAUUUUGGAAAUCUCUUCUGCAGAAAUCUUUUGCCAAACAAUCUCCUGAUUUCACUUCGUUGAUUACCCUGUUUGUUAAGAGUACUCGGAAUAUCCACAUCAGAAUCAUGUCUGCGGAAAAGACAAUGCGCGCGGUGGUUUUCCGCGGCCCCUACAAGGUGGCUGUUGAGGAACGCCCGGUGCCCCAGAUUCAGGAUGCGGGGGAUAUUGUGGUCAAGGUUACCUAUACGGCGCUUUGUGGAAGUGACCUUCAUGUGUACCGGGGUCUGGAGCCUGCCGGGACCGGCUUUGUGAUGGGUCAUGAAGUCACGGGUGAAGUGGUGGAGAUCGGUGAUGCUGUCACGUCGGUCCAGAAGGGGGAUGUCGUCGUUAGUGCUUUUACGACGUCUUGCGGCAAGUGCUUUUACUGCAAACAAGGAUUCUCUUCGCGCUGCGAGCAGAACAUGCUGCUGGGCUGCGACCAUCUGGAUGGCGCACAGGCUGAAUAUAUCAGAAUUCCAAAUGCGGAUGGAUCCGUGGUGAAAGCCCCUGAGGGUGUCGAUGAGAAGUUCCUCGUCCUCAUGGCUGAUAUCUUUCCCACUGGCUACUUUGCGGCGCGCAAUGCAUUCAAGGCCUUCACCAAGGAGCAAAUCGCAGAGCAGACGGUCGUCCUCAUCGGCUGCGGGCCAGUCGGACUCUGCGCAUUGAUUAAUGCUCUGGAGUACAAGCCCAAGCAUCUUCUAGCUGUUGACUCCGUUCCCUCGCGACUUGAACUGGCCAAGUCCCUUGGGGCCGAGCCUUGGAACUUCCAGACUGAUCGUGAGGGUUUGGACAAGCGCGUCCUAGAGCUGACGGAGGGACGAGGUGCCGAUGCCGUCAUUGAGGUUGUGGGGUUGAGCCCGGCACUGAGGACCGGUUUCGAUCUGCUGCGGCCGUGGGGCACCAUCAGCAGUGUUGGAGUGCACAAUGGAGAGAUCCCGUGGGAUGGAUGCGAGGCCUAUGGAAAGAACCUCACGGUCCAGAUGGGGCGGUGCCCUGUGCGGUCCGUUUCAGAACAGGCGCUGGAAGUCUUGAAGAAAAACCAGCAUCUUCUGGGCUUCAUGGCCGACAAGAUCAUGCCCCUUUCGCAGGCGGUUGAGGCGUAUGAGAUAUUCAACGCCAUGAAGGUGCAGAAGGUGAUUUUUGAAGCGGAUAAAUAGACUGGGAUUGGCAUGCUGCUAGGUUCAUGAGAUAAGACACACGCUUGAGCCUCCAAGACAUGCAUUGCAGGUAAAGAUGCCGUUUUGUUAUGUGGUUGUAGUAAUCAUCACCCAGACUAGACGAGCGUCGGCCUAACCAAUAC